CCACCUUUUGGAGAAAUGCUGGCCCGUGCCACAAUUUAUUUUGUGGGUAUGUUCUACAUGUUCCUGGGUGUCUCUAUCAUCGCAGAUCGCUUCAUGGCAUCAAUCGAAGUCAUCACCUCACAAGAAAAGGUGAUCACAUUCAAGAAAUCCAAUGGUGAAAUCUGUACCGCCACUGUGCGAAUCUGGAAUGAAACGGUUUCCAACCUGACUCUCAUGGCACUGGGAUCUUCUGCACCAGAGAUCAUGCUCUCCGUGGUGGAGGUGUGUGGACAUGAAUUUGAUGCUGGAGAGCUGGGUCCCAAUACAAUUGUGGGUAGUGCGGCCUUCAAUAUGUUUGUCAUAAUUGGCCUGUGUGUGUCCGUCAUCCCCGAUGGAGACCACCGCAAGGUCAAGCACCUGCGGGUGUUUUUUGUCACGGCUUUCUGGAGUAUCUUUGCUUACACCUGGCUGUACCUGAUCCUGGCGGUCAUCUCCCCAGGUGUGGUGCAGGUGUGGGAAGGUUUGCUUACACUUUUUUUCUUCCCCAUUUGUGUGCUUUUUGCAUGGGUGGCUGAUCGCAGACUCUUGUGUUACCAUUAUGUGCCCAAACGUUAUCGCCUGGGCAAGCGGAAGGGCGUAAUCAUUGAGACAGAGGGUGAGGCAGAGGUCCAAUCAAAAGCAGACAUUGAGAUGGAUGGACAGAUGUUAAACUCACAUACGGAGGAGGUCUUGGAUGGGAUUGAGAAAGAGAUGGAUGAAGAAGAGGUCCGGAUGGAAAUGGCUCGGAUCCUGAAAGAGCUGAAACAGAAGCAUCCGGAAAAGGAGAUGGAGCAACUCAUUGAGCUCGCCAACUAUCAGGUGCUCUGUCAGCAGCAAAAGAGUCGCGCUUUCUACCGCUGCCAAGCAACCAGGCUCAUGACUGGGUCUGGAAACAUGCUGAAGAAGCAUGCAGCAGACCAGGCUAGGAAAGCUAUUGGCCAUCACGAGAUGCGCUCCGUGGUGUCUGACAGUGAUCUCUCCUCAAAGGUUUUCUUUGAUCCCAGCACAUAUCAGUGUUUAGAGAACUGUGGGAAAGUGGCUCUUAAUGUAGUGCGACGAGGUGGUGACUUGACAAGCACUGUGUCAGUGGACUACUGCACUGAAGACGGCACAGCCAAUGCUGGGUCUGACUACCAGUUCACUGAAGGCACCGUCAUCUUCAGGCCAGGUGAAACGGAAAAGGAGAUCCGAAUUAAUAUUAUUGAUGAUGACAUCUUUGAAGAAGACGAGCAUUUUCUCGUGCACCUCAGUAAUGUGCGAGUGAUUUCUGCGAGCUCAGAGGCAAUCUCAUAUUCAGACAUCAACCACACAGAGACACCAGCCUGCCUUGGUCUGCCCUCAACAGCUACGGUCACAAUCUUUGAUGAUGACCAUGCUGGAAUCUUUACAUUUGAGGAGUCAACGGUUAAUAUCAGUGAAAGCAUUGGCAUGAUGGAGGUGAAAGUUGUUCGUACUUCAGGUGCCCGUGGAGUAGUGGUGGUGCCCUACAAGACGAUAGAGGGCACAGCUAAAGGGGGUGGUGAAGACUUUGAAGAUACACAUGGAGUGCUGGAGUUCCAGAAUGAUGAAAUUGUCAAAACUUUUCAAAUCAAUAUAAUCGACGAUGAGGAGUACGAAAAGAACAAGAACAUGUUCAUCGAGCUCGGAGAGCCCCAGAUAGUGGAGAUGAGUGAGAGAAAAGCUGUGCUUCUAAAUGAGCGUGGUGCAUUUGUGAAGACAGGCAAACAGCUUUAUGACAGGGACAUCUACCGGAAAGUGCAGGGCCGAGAUAACUACAUCCCCACCACCAUUAUCAACAUAGCAGAGAAAAGAGAUGAGGUGACCCUGUCCAAGAAAGAGGAAGAGGAGCGACGCAUUGCAGAGCUCGGGCAGCCCAUGCUGGGGGAGCAUGUCAAACUGGAAGUGAUCAUAGAGGAGUCCUAUGAAUUUAAAAGCACAGUGGACAAACUGAUAAAGAAAACCAACCUGGCCCUUGUAGUUGGCACUAACAGCUGGAGAGAGCAGUUUGCAGAGGCAAUUACUGUCAACUCUGGGGAUGAUGAUGAGGAGGAUGACAAUGGUGAAGGAGGCAAACCCCCCUCGUGUUUUGACUAUGUCAUGCACUUCCUAACCGUCUUCUGGAAGCUUCUGUUUGCUUUUGUGCCACCCACUGAUUACUGGAAUGGCUGGGCAUGCUUUGUGGUGUCCAUUGUCAUGAUCGGGCUGCUCACAGCUGUCAUUGGUGAUCUGGCUUCUCACUUUGGCUGUACCGUUGGCCUGAAAGAUUCGGUGACAGCAGUGGUUUUUGUUGCCCUAGGAACCUCUGUACCAGAUACAUUUGCCAGUAAAGUUGCUGCUGUCCAGGAUCAGUAUGCAGAUGCCUCCAUUGGCAAUGUCACUGGGAGCAAUGCUGUCAAUGUCUUCUUGGGCAUUGGUGUCGCAUGGUCCAUUGCUGCCAUUUACCAUACAGCAAAAGGGAGAGAAUUCCGGGUGGAUCCUGGAACACUGGCUUUCUCUGUCACACUCUUCACCAUCUUUGCCUUCAUCGCCAUUGGUGUCCUCAUGUACAGACGUCGACCUGAAAUUGGGGGGGAACUUGGAGGCCCACGAAUCCCCAAGAUCAUCACCACCACCCUGUUCUUCAGCCUGUGGCUCAUGUAUAUCAUUUUCUCCUCUCUAGAGGCCUAUUGCAUCAUUAAGGGGUUUUGAAGCAGUUCACUGCAGACAGAGGAGUGACGAUUGGGAUGAUAAGGACACAGGACAACAAUUUGACAAAAUGACAAAUAUAAGCAUAUAGUAAUAUUGAUGUUACAAAAUAUGAGUAAUAGACCUACUUCUUGAUUUUGUUGUUCACAUUUGAAAUGUUGUUUUACUUACUACUGACGUUGUUUAUGAGAUUUUGAUGGGAGUAUGUUCUCAAAAUAGUAGCUGUAGUGGUAAUAUACUUAGAAUAGUAUUAUAGAGGAUGUGUAGUGUUUCGAAAAUAUGACAACUAUUAUUAUCCACAGAUCCAAUACAGUAUCUGGGUGGUGUCCAUCAACAAGGAGGCUUCAGUCUAGAUGACAUUUUGUAGUGCAUUUAAUAGCCUGCCAAAUACAAAAAAAACAAACAUUAAAAGCAAAUUGGGAAGCAUUUGACUAUUGUUUGCAGUAAAUUGAUUAAACUACUGGUCACAUGGUCUGGAUGGUGGGACUCUGCUCAAAGGACUGUGUUUUCUAUUCACCUUUUUCUAUUCAUUCUUCCUCAUGGAAGAGAUUUCAAAAGAACAAAACUCCUAGAGACUCUAUUGAACCAAAGUCCUUAUAGGCAAGACGUCCCACCUCUUGGCGGCCAUCUUGGUAGCGGCUUGGUCAGAGACAUAAUGGACCGGACAUAUAAGGCAUGUCCGGUCCACAUUUGCUAAUUUAACAGGAUGAUUUUGUGAUCAGAGGCCAGGCGUAUUGUUCAAAAGGGUUGUUCUCAUGUCUCUUAAUCAGUCAUGGGUGUGUUUUACUGUAGGUAUUACAUCCUUAGUUUAAACCAAUGAGAGUGGCAAUGAGAGUGAGCGAACAGCGCAGCAUCAAAAGGUCGGUAUUUUGACAGUCAGUACGUCUGAAGGAAUCUGCUUGGACGAUUCCACUAAUACUUGCUAGUGUGUGACUAGCAGAGUAUAGCCUUCAUGCAUCUGCACUCACCUAUUAUUUAAACUUAUGGGCAAACUGAACUGAAACUAACUUCAUGUGGCACUCUCACUAUAAUCUGACAAGGGGUUACUAUUGAAAAAAGUAGCCUGAAAAAAAGGAAUACUUGCCCCAAUAAUGUUCGAUGACAGAAUAAAAAUCUUAAGGUUAUUUAUCCUGAAGAGCCAUUGCCUGGGACUCAUUCCUAAGGGCUGCUUACAUCUCGUGACAGUGCGUCUUUACCGUUGUGCUUUUCACUAGGUUCAGGUUCAUGGUCAGUGGCUUAAUGACUUUUAGUGGGUCUAAGAUAAAAACAAGCUUUGCGUCACGCUUGACGCCAAAUUGUGCCGAGUGUAUGAUAUAGCCCUAGGGCAGUUAUUUUGGGCAGCUAUUUUAUAGAUGAUGUCAAUCAUGUCGUUUCCAACAAUGCAGUUGGUUACAUUAUAGGAAGGGGUAGGAUAUGUAGACAACUGCCAUAUUGGCAUUACAAACUAAACCCAUACAUUGCUAUGGAUAUAUUGCUUUGAGUGCUUUGUCUCAUUAUGAAGUCACUGAAUGAACUCACUGAGAGAAUGAAGAGCAAACCACCCAGUGGAUAGUCUAGAAUAGGACAUCAUCUGUUGGCAAUUUAUCUUUAACUCACAAGAAGAUGAUGAGGAAAAUAUAACCUUGAAGGUUAGCAUUCUAAAUGUAUCCUUGGAAAAAACAAUGCCUCAUAAAGAAAUAUCUAUUUUUUUUAACAAAAAACACAUGCCACAAUUAUUGGCACCCCUGUAAUUGAACAGAUGUUAAAGCCUCCCUCCCAUGCCAAUAAAACAGGCCUUAGUCUUCUCUUAUGGCCCUCCAUCAUACUUAUCAAUAGGCAUGGGCUUCUAUGUAUGCCAUGCCAAGUUUUUCAUUUAAUCUCACUAAUACUCACAAUAGUACUCUGGAACUUCAACCUUUUUACAUUUGUAAUUUUGUAAAUGUUGUAAUUAUAUGACUAAGUUUCUUUCUUUCUUUUUUUAUGGAGACUCAAUGACAUUGGUAUUUCUGCCAGCAACAUGGGUCCUCCUUAUCCAGGCAAAUUUGUCACAGGUCUUGUUGACUGGGAUCUAUUCAUUAUUAGUAAAUAGGGCAUUAGUCAUUCCUUCACUUAAAGAGACCAACACACUUUCCCAAACUAAUUUGAAUUGUGUAUUAUCUUGUAUUUUUCAUAGAGAAUGACAUCUGGCAUCUGACCUCUGUGUCACUUUGUUUUUUACCUUAAUGAAACAGGAAGUCAUAUAAUUCUUGAAAGUUUAUAGAGAUUUAGAGAGAUAUAGAGAACAAUCUUACAUUAAGAUAAACAAAUCUAGGUGGUAUUGUUUUCAGUAUGAAGAGACUUACUUACUCUCUGUCCUCUCUCGUCAAAUCAUUAGAUUUGUUGAGCAAAUCAUCUUGAUAAGAUUCCUCAAAAUAAGCCAAACUCAUAUUAGGUAAAUAUGAUUUUUUGAGCGAGCACUGGGUAAAUCUUUUCAAACUAAAAACAACAGCAAAUAGAUUUGUUGAUUUUGAUAUAAGAUUAACAGUUUGUUAUAUCUUAUGCAUUUUUUGGCAGUGAAGUUAAAUGAAAUUGGAGGAAGAGUGUUACAUUUCAUUUACAAUAUUGUCAUGGAGUGCCAGUAAUUGUUACUCACGUGUUUUGUCAAAAAUAUUUAUGUUGCUUUGUUUUUUCUCUGAAUAAAUUUGUGUUUCGUGAA
This is a messenger RNA of Sardina pilchardus (European sardine), 5377 nucleotides long. It is a transcript of the gene slc8a1a, whose product is annotated as solute carrier family 8 member 1a. The record is from RefSeq and is a predicted model, not a curated record. Gene Ontology annotation, molecular function: calcium:sodium antiporter activity. The transcript has 10 exons. Lineage: Eukaryota; Metazoa; Chordata; Actinopteri; Clupeiformes; Clupeidae. Gene Ontology annotation, cellular component: postsynapse; sarcolemma; axon. Bases 16 to 2706 code for a protein of 896 amino acids. Gene Ontology annotation, biological process: cell communication; calcium ion import across plasma membrane; sodium ion transmembrane transport.